GAAAUUGGCCACAACUCUCAUUUAUUUUUAUCUUUCUCUUAAAGGGCAACACUUUAAGGAAAAUCCUCCUGUAUCGAUACUUUAAAGGGGAAUACGGAAGUGGUGUGAAUGGGCCCCUGUCUGCCAGCUACAACAAAACUGCACAAGUUGGAGGUGGAUUUUCAGGACAAGAUGCAGAUAAGUCUGGGGUGACCGUGUUUGAUAUCCAGUGCCUCCUGGACAAAGAAGGUGCCUCAGAACUGGUCAUAGAUGUGAUAGUGAACACCAGAAAUGACAGGAUUUUCUCCGAGGGCAUUCUGCUUGGUAUUGCACUGCUUGAAGGUGGAAAUACGCAAACACAGUAUUCGACUUACCAGCAACUAAAGGAGCAGAAAAAGUCAGAAAGGUUCUUUAAAGUGCUGUAUGAUCGCAUGAAAGCUGCUCAGCAGGAGAUCCGAUCCACAGUGACAGUGAACACUAUUGAUUUGGGGAGCAAAAAGAAGGAGGAUGACAGCGACCUCACCAUAUCUGUUCCCAAAAAGAGAGUUAAGGAUUCAACUCUGCAUCUGAAAGAGGGAAUGAAAGGACAGUUAACAGAGGCAUCUUCUGCAACCUCCAAGGCUUACUCUGUGUACAGAAGAGAAAUGGACCCAGAAAUAGAUCUGAUGGGCUCAGGAGCAGAUGCUGCAAAUGCAGAAGAGAAGUCUGCAGAAGAAGCCAUCAUGAGCCCUGCCAUUGCAAUCAUGCAGCCAAUACUAAGAUUUCUUCAGCUGCUGUGUGAGAACCACAACCGAGAGCUCCAGAACUUCUUAAGACAUCAAAACAAUAAAACAAAUUACAACCUUGUUUGUGAGACCCUUCAGUUUUUGGACUGCAUCUGUGGGAGCACCACAGGUGGGCUGGGCUUACUGGGGCUUUACAUCAAUGAGAGGAAUGUGGCUCUUGUCAACCAGACGCUGGAAAGCUUGACAGAAUAUUGCCAGGGCCCGUGCCAUGAAAACCAGACAUGCAUAGCCACCCAUGAGUCUAAUGGGAUUGAUAUUAUAAUUGCUCUCAUCUUGAACGACAUAAACCCUCUUGGCAAAUACUGCAUGGACUUGGUGCUUCAGCUCAAGAACAAUGCCUCCAAGCUUUUGCUGGCUAUUAUGGAAAGCAGACAAGACAGUGAGAAUGCGGAAAGAAUCCUUUUCAACAUGAGACCAAGAGAACUGGUGGAUGUAAUGAAGAAUGCCUACAACCAAGGUCUGGAUUGUGACCACGAGGAAGAGAAUGGAGAUAAUAGCAUCUCCCCAAAAGAUGUUGGCCAUAAUAUCUAUAUUUUGGCACAUCAGUUGGCUUGUCACAAUAAAACAUUGCAACAGAUGCUGAAGCCAGGGUCAGAUCCAGAUGAAGGAGAUGAAGCCUUGAGGUUUUAUGCCAAACAUACGGCACAGAUAGAGAUUGUUCGCCAUGAUAGAACAAUGGAAAAGAUUGUCUUUCCUGUCCCCAAUAUUUGUGAAUUCCUCACUCGGGAAUCCAAAAGUCGGGUGUUCAAUACAACAGAGAGAGAUGAACAGGGGAGCAAAGUCAUUGACUUUUUCCAGCAGGCUGAGGAUCUGUACAACGAGAUGAAAUGGCAAAAGAAAAUUAGAAAUAAUCCAGCCCUGUUUUGGUUCUCCAGACACAUCUCUCUCUGGGGGAGCAUUUCCUUCAACCUUGCUGUACUCAUCAAUUUAGCAGUUGCUCUGUUCUACCCUUUUGGAGAUGAUGGAGAUGAAGGCACGCUCUCACCGUUGUUUUCCGUGCUUCUCUGGAUAGCAGUGGCGUUUUGCACAGCAAUGCUGUUUUUCAUCUCCAAGCCUGUUGGCAUUCGACCCUUUUUGGUGUCUGUUAUUCUCAGGUCUAUAUAUACUAUAGGGCUUGGUCCUACCUUGAUACUCCUUGGUGCGGCUAAUCUCUGUAACAAAAUUGUGUUCCUGGUGAGCUUUGUUGGCAACCGUGGGACCUUCACCCGUGGCUACAGAGCAGUCAUCAUGGACAUGGCUUUUCUCUACCACGUGGCUUAUGUCCUGGUCUGUAUGCUGGGCCUCUGCGUGCACGAGUUCUUCUACAGCUUCCUGCUGUUUGAUCUGGUGUACAGGGAGGAGACAUUGCUAAAUGUGAUAAAAAGUGUUACCCGGAAUGGCCGUUCAAUUAUCCUCACUGCAGUGCUUGCUCUCAUCCUGGUUUAUCUCUUCUCCAUCAUUGGCUUCCUCUUCCUGAAAGAUGACUUUAUCAUGGAGGUUGACAGGUUGAAAAUCAGGACCUCUGCUGCAGGUAUUGGUGAAGUUCCCACUACAACGCUGACAUCAAUGAUGGGAGCCUGUGCAAAGGAGAACUGUUCCACGAGCAUCCCAGCUCUUAACCCAGGUGAAGAAAAAGAGGAUGGAAUAGAAAGGACCUGUGACACCCUGCUCAUGUGCAUUGUGACCGUGUUAAACCAAGGCCUGCGGAAUGGUGGUGGUGUGGGAGAUGUGCUCAGAAAGCCUUCCAAAGAUGAGCCCUUGUUUGGUGCACGAGUUGUUUAUGAUCUUCUGUUUUACUUCAUUGUCAUAAUUAUUGUUCUCAACCUAAUCUUUGGAGUCAUCAUUGAUACAUUUGCUGAUCUCAGGAGUGAAAAGCAGAAAAAGGAGGAGAUACUAAAGACCACCUGUUUCAUCUGUGGACUGGAGAGAGACAAAUUUGAUAACAAGACAGUUUCAUUUGAGGAGCAUAUAAAGGCAGAACACAACAUGUGGCAUUAUUUGUACUUUAUAGUUCUUGUCAAAGUUAAAGAUCCAACUGAAUACACUGGCCCGGAGAGCUACGUGGCACAAAUGAUUGUGGAGAAGAAUUUGGACUGGUUCCCUCGGAUGAGAGCCAUGUCUCUGGUUAGCAAUGAAGGCGACAGUGAGCAAAAUGAAAUCAGGAACCUGCAGGAGAGGCUGGAGUCAACCAUGAGCCUUGUGAAACAGCUUUCCAGUCAGCUGGCUGAGCUCAAGGAACAGAUGACAGAACAAAGGAAGAAUAAGCAGAGGCUGGGCUUUCUUGGAUCAAACACACCCCAUGUGAAUCAUCACAUGCCACCACCCUGAUACCACGGGGAGAAGCCGUGACUAGCCUUUCAUCAGUAUUCCCGCUUUAUUAUAGAAUAAAAAACUGAGAUUGA
Messenger RNA from Pyrgilauda ruficollis (rufous-necked snowfinch), 3145 nucleotides. RefSeq names its product inositol 1,4,5-trisphosphate receptor type 2-like. Lineage: Eukaryota; Metazoa; Chordata; Aves; Passeriformes; Passeridae. Gene Ontology annotation, cellular component: membrane. Gene Ontology annotation, biological process: transmembrane transport; calcium ion transport. The transcript has 20 exons. The annotation marks the transcript as partial. Gene Ontology annotation, molecular function: monoatomic ion channel activity. The record is from RefSeq and is a predicted model, not a curated record.